Beta vulgaris subsp. vulgaris (sugar beet) is the source of this 1693-nucleotide messenger RNA. RefSeq lists its product as hypothetical. The coding region runs from base 404 to 1228 and encodes 274 amino acids. Gene Ontology annotation, molecular function: protein binding. Lineage: Eukaryota; Viridiplantae; Streptophyta; Magnoliopsida; Caryophyllales; Amaranthaceae. The record is from RefSeq and is a predicted model, not a curated record. The transcript has 9 exons.
CAAUCCUAAACUUUUACUCCUAUAGAUUAAUCAUAAACACAAUUACUUGUACAAUUUUGUAUCAAAUCCCCUAAUAAUUCCUCAAUUUCUCCUCCCAUUCAUACUUCACUCCUCCUUACACCUCUCUUGCUUUUCUUUCAAACUACUUUAACGAUUAACGACUACUUGAUUUGCUUAGCUUUUGCAUUUCCCAUUUUGCAUAUUCACUUUACUAUUAACCCUUUGAAAAUUCGAAGGUGCCCUUCUUCUUCCAGAGCUUCAAUUACUCUUCUGCUAUCAUCAUCUUUAAAUUCGGAACUUUGUCUUCUCAUACUCGCAAAAUUACUUUAUAGAGAAGAUUUGCAGUAGUUCAAUUGACAUUUGACAGUUUUCUCAUCAGAGAAUUGCCUUGCCUAUCAGAGAAAUGAUGUUGAGAUCAUCUUUGUUGAAGGAGAGUUCAAGAUUUAACUCUGGGUUUUCGGGUUUCCUUCAGUUGAGAGGGAUUCACAGCAGAAACAAGAAAGCCAUGGAAUUUAUAGCAAAAGGGUGGAGUGCUAUGAAGGAAGUUGAUAGAGUCAUUGAUUAUUGUGAACUUAAUGAUAAACGAUUAAUUCCUCUUCUUAGGGGUGCUAAGGAGAAUUUUGAGUUGGCUUUAGAAGUUGAUAAUUCAAAUACGACUGCACGCUACUGGUUGUCCAAGCUACACCUUAAAUACCAUGUCCCGGGAGCUUGCAAAGCAGUAGGAGCUGCUUUGCUGGUGGAAGCUGCCGAAAUGGGAAAUUCUGAUGCACUGUAUGAAUUAGGUGGCCGCUUAAGAAUCGAGAAUGACUAUGUUCAAUCAUCUCAGCAAGCAUUUUAUUAUCUGGAGAAAGCUGUUGAACAGUUGCAUCCAGGUGCUCUUUACCUUUUAGGCGCUGUGUACUUGACGGGGGACUGUGUGAGGCAAGAUAUUGGAUCUGCUAUGUGGUGCUUUCACAGAGCAGCAGAGAAGGGACACGCUGGUGCAGCUAUAGCAUAUGGAUCUCUUCUCCUUAAAGGUUACAAGGUACCAGAGUCCAUCAGUAAAUUUAACGUGAAGAAGCGAAGCAAAACUGUGAAAAAAAACUAUGUGAGCUCGGAAGUGAACCCGAUAGAAUUGGUCAAAGAGCAGUUCCAGAUUGCUGCUAAUGCAGGAUGCGAUCUUGGAUUUAAGUGGUUAAGUAGAGUUGAGGAGGAAGAAAAGCGCUUGUUGAGUGAACAGUUACAGUAGGUUUUGAAAGAAUUGUCUGUCAUUUACCGGGUGGUUAGGCUGCAGCGUAUUCGUCCUUACUCCUUAUGCCUGCAGGCUGCAGUUCGUGGAAGAUGGAAUGGAACUAUCUACUGGUGUUUUGCUUAUAAUGUGAGCAUGAAAUUUUGGAAUCUCUUUUCCUUCAUCAUGUUCAAUAAAAUUAAUUUACUUGGCUUGAAAAGUAUUUCCAAUCAUAGUCUUACGUAUGAAUGAGAAGAGAGCUAAGGCUUUGACCACUGCUACGGCUACUGCUACUGCGGCUCAUCUUUAAUGUGACUUAUCAAACAGAGUGACAAAAUGAGUAAGUUCAUAUAUGCUGUAUGCAUUAUUAGUAACCCUAUUUGUGUUUUUAUUAGUGACCUUGUACAGCAUAUGAAUUACAGUUCAAUUUUAGUUACAAUACAAUACAAUUUUACACUAAUUACAAUACAAUGUUAGUUUUUUUUU